UUUGCUUCUGUUUAUCCUGGACUGAUUCCAUCGUCAACAUGGAUGAUCUAUGGACUCUUGUCUUACUGUCCCUUGCCAUGUUGAUUGGCUGUUAUGUAGCAGGCGUGAUCCCACUAUCCAUAACUCUGUCUGAGGACAAAUUGAAGUCUGUGACAGUGUUUGGUGCAGGGCUAUUGGUUGGUACAGCUUUAGCUGUCAUCAUUCCUGAGGGAAUCAAUGCUAUGUACACCUCAGGGGACCAUGACCACGCUCAUCAUCAUGAAUCUAGUCCUAAAGAGACAGAGAAGCACAGUGCUACCGACCAUGAGCACAAACCUCACGAGCACCACCACAGCACAACAGAUGUGCAUUCGCUGAUUGGUGUCACUUUGGUGUCAGGUUUUAUCUUCAUGCUGAUCGUGGAUCAGAUAGGAGGAGCACAUUCUCAUGCAUCUGCAUCCACAGACAUGGAGGCCAGUCAGACCACACUUCAACAGAACAGAAACCGAAUCACAGCAACGCUAGGUCUAGUGGUUCAUGCAGCAGCUGAUGGUAUAGCACUCGGAGCUGCCACAAUACUGGCUCAUACACAUCUAACCAUGAUUGUGUUCGUGGCUAUCAUGUUGCAUAAGAUGCCAGCAGCUUUUGGACUUGUCUCAUUUUUACUUCAUGAAGGAUUUGACAGGAAUCGAAUUAGGAAACACUUGUUUGUGUUUGCGAUGGCAGCCCCUGUGUUAGCCAUAGUGACUUACAUAGUUCUCAGUCAGGGAAGUGCAGAAUCGCUCCAUGACACAAAAACGACGGGCAUUGCCAUGUUGUUUAGUGCUGGGACUUUUCUUUAUGUGGCCACAGUCCACGUCCUGCCUGAGGUGUCAUCAUCAAAAUCUCAGCACAACAACCCAGAUGGCAGUGUAGUGAUCCAUGAACACAAGGGGUUCAGGAACAAGGAUCUGCUGGCCAUCAUUGUAGGGGCCGUGCUACCAGUGAUUUUGUCUAUAGGGCAUAAACACUAAAUUGAUAUAAGACUGUGAUUGGGCUAAGAUAUUGUGAUUAAAUCUCAUAAGAGAUUGUGUAUAUUUUAAACAUCAAAGCCUGUGUAUAUUUUAACUAGGGUAACAAGAUGUGGGGAAAGUUUUCCAAUGUACUUGUACAGCCUGCUCCACUUAUAUAUAUAUUGAGUUAACGUAUAUUGAACUAUCUGUUAUACUGAAGUUAAAAUAAAUCCCCAUUAGCAUUAUUUAUGUAGUUCAGCAUCGGUUACAUUGAACUUUGGAUGUAAUGAAGGUUGGUGCCCUGAAUUUCAAUAUAUCUGGAGUAGACUGUAUAUGUCUAGGUAUAUCUGGAGUAGACUGUAUGUCUAGGUAUUAGCAAGUUCUCAUCAUCAUUGUAGUGUUUUAAAAACCUACAAUAACUGGAUGAAGUGCCACGAAGAGUCAAACAAAAACAUUGUUUCACUGAUGCAUUUUAAAAUGAUAAAUUUCAGUUUGGAGGCAGUGUUACAUGUUGAUUAUUACACAUAGUGUUGUUAGAUAGUUUCUGUUUUGGGGGUCAGUGUGAAUGCUGGGGAAGAUGGAUGCAUAUUAUGUAUGUGUGUGUGAUUGUUUUGAGUGUAGAAUUGUAUUAUAAUAAGCAUGACUUACACUGGUUCUCUGGGUAGUAGUUAUAUAUAGAGAACCAUUGAAUACACGUGUAAUAUGGUCUUAUAGUUGUGAAAUGUUUGGGGAGUAUGAGUCAUUGUAAUGCGCUUUACAUAAAUCCAAUGUGGUGCUUUUUUUAUAGUGUUAAUAUGCUGUAAAAUGAUGGGGUUUAUUUUAUAGUAUCUAUGUUCUGUAAAAUGAUGGGCUAUUUUGUAAAUGUGUGAGAUGCCAUUAUUUGGUAAAUGUGUGAGAUGCCAUUAUUUGCAUCUGAUUUUUUCUUGUUAAUUGUUUUGCUCCUUUCAUCUUUUCAAGUGUGUUCCAUGAGUAUCCUAUUGAUACCUAACUGUAUUUGUGACAAUGACAUGGUUUAAUCUACAUGCUAGUAUACUCAAUUGUCUCAAUGUAUGUGGCAACUCUUGUAGGUUUUUUUUGGGGGGUGGGGGGGGGGGGGGGUCACUCAUUAGACUCACUGUGAUCUGUAUCCAUCAAUCAUUUUCAGUUGUCCUUUAACUUUUGACUACUUCUCAGAGAUUAAAUGACCAGACAAGUGUGUAGAAACAAAUGCUGUGAAUUUCAUUAUUCUUGCUCCCUUGGGAUACUAGGGGUGGGACUUGAACCUUUAAAAAUUGUGCAGUCUUUUAAAAAAAUUCAUCUUUACCCCUCGACGUCCAGCACCUGAACUGGGUACCUCACCGAAAUAAGAUUGGAUACAUCAAAAUGGUGAAAUUUAUGGCAUGUGGUUUCUGUUUCAUCUUUUAUUAAUGGAAACAGCAUCUAAUUGUCAGAGUUUAAGAAAUGCACUCAUUGCACCUAUUCAUAUGCAACACUUAAAAUGUCAGAUUUUGUUUUUUGUGGGAAAUGUUAAGGCAUGUAGGUCUGUAUAUUUAUGAAGCAAUAUUGCAAGAUUUUUAGUCACUAGUAAUAAAAACUAAACCUAGAAGAAAUGGUUAAGUUUUACUUCUUACUACAUAUCUAAAGUAUGGAAACUCAGUAAAUUUAAUAAAUUAAAUUUAAUGAUUGUGUCUUGUAAUACUUCUGAUUUUGAAUUAUUUGUCAUGAAUUCCAUAUUAUGUUCAUGUUCAAAAAUGAUAUAGUCAAAAGUGAUUGUUGAUUGAUCUGAAGACUUGUAUUUUUCUACAGAUGUUUAGCUUCCUUGUUGCUUGACUUUGAGGACUAAGAUUUGCAUUCACCACCAUAAAGUUUGUGCACCGAGAUUCCAGAUUUUCCUUUCUUUCUGCCUUUAUAAAUUUAUGUAUUGUGAUUAAAAUGAUUUAUUUUUCCUUUAUUAGAUUCCACAUUCAUACUAAAUUUUACUCGCACUUGAGGUGGAGGACCCUUAAGCAGGACAUUCCUUAGACAUUCAUAUUUCAUUUUCUUCAGUAGGUAGAGCGGUGACUUGUCCAAAAUCUCAAGAGAUAUUUGUCUAAGGAUUGAAUGAUUUUAAAUGUAAUGUGAAUUGUAACUUAAUUAUAUUUAAGUAAUCAACAGUUCUGUGUAAUAUAUGACAAGUGUUAUAUAUUUCAUGAAAUAUCCUUCCCUGGAUAAAAUAAAUGUGGUAAAACGUC
This is a messenger RNA of Ostrea edulis (European flat oyster), 3181 nucleotides long. RefSeq names its product zinc transporter ZIP9-like. Lineage: Eukaryota; Metazoa; Mollusca; Bivalvia; Ostreida; Ostreidae. Gene Ontology annotation, biological process: zinc ion transport; transmembrane transport. The transcript has 7 exons. Gene Ontology annotation, molecular function: metal ion transmembrane transporter activity. The record is from RefSeq and is a predicted model, not a curated record. Bases 39 to 992 code for a protein of 317 amino acids. Gene Ontology annotation, cellular component: membrane.